AUGGAACAAAAGAUAGAGUAUGAAUGGAGACCUAGCUACUAUCAAACUUAUUUGAAAAUAGGACAUGAUUGUGCAAACAAAAAGAACAAUGGGAAAAAGCUGCAACAAACAAAAGUGUGGAAACCUGCAGCAAAUAAACAAAUUGUGGAAGAAAUUAAGGAAGAUACUCUACCUAAACCAAAUGAAGAGGAAUAUAACAAAGAUAAGGUAGAUGAAGAGGAAUCACUUCAAAAGGAGACUGCCACAGAUUGGACAUUGGUCACUUCAAGCAGAGUAGACAAAGGAAAAAGGGUUAUGAUUGAAACUUCAAAAAACUCAUUUGUGCCAUACCAAAAUGCUUUUACUCCCCUUAGGAAUGGAGAAUGUCCUAGGGAGGAGACAAGCCAUGAUCAAUGA
Molecule: messenger RNA, 396 nt
Organism: Lathyrus sativus (Indian pea)
Lineage: Eukaryota; Viridiplantae; Streptophyta; Magnoliopsida; Fabales; Fabaceae
Source: the annotation of a GenBank genome assembly